UAUGGGAUACUUUUUGCUGAGUUUUAUUUUGGAGUUCAUUCGCCGGUGUUCAGGAGCAUGCUUUACCGUCACAUCUGGAGUUAAAUGUUUAGCAAGAGUGCCAUUACACCACCCUGCCGAGCAGCACGAGGGAAUUGGAGGAAUGCUCUUCGCUGUGAGGUCACAAUGUUGAUAAAAGUGCAGUUUGGAGGCAAGAAGAAAUAUAUUAAACUGGAAGAAGUUUGUUUCUUGGAUUUUCUCAGUGCGGUCCAGCAGAAGUUUCUGAUACCAGAGGAUACAACAUUGAAAGUCACAGAUGACCAUGGCGUGGAGGUGGAUGAGGAUGUAUUUCCAGAACUUGCGACAAACAAAGAAAUGUGUUUUAUCAUCCACACUGAUGAUGAACUUCUAUUUGCUGAAACAUCAAAGGGCUCUACAGACUUCUCAGACCUGACAGAGUUUGGUGCCUCUUCCAAUCAUACAGAAUAUGUUACUGUCACUACUUGUGAUCUGACUGUCCUGCAGCAAGGGGUUGUUCAAGUACCCUCCUCCCCAAGUUUGACUGAUACGUUGUCUGUGUCAAGCAGUUUAAGCAGCAGUGAUUCUGGAUCUCAAAUAAUUCAACCUGUAAUGGACAGAGUCCAUGCAAGAAAUAAUAUCAAGCAAAUUCUAACUUCAAAGCCUACAGGGCUGACUGUGAUUAAAGAGUAUGAAGAGACUGGGAGUUUAAAAGAUUCCACCAGACGGUUAAUGGUGAACAUAAUUGUAGCUCACAUGCGUGAAAAGGAAGGAAGAGCUGUUAGUAAAGGAGCAAAAGAGUUUCAUGCCUUUGGUAUUGUGUCACUGUUCCCGACCAUGAAAGACCCAUACUCUAAGAAAGGAUAUGAACAUUUCUAUGACAUUCAGAGUAACACAGGCUUUCUUGAGUGGCGCAUGAAGACCGUGCAGCGUAAAUCCAGAACCUCUACCUCACAGAGCAGAGUGGAGCUUAAAGGAGGUCCCACAUUAUCAAGAACAAUUGGAGCUCUACAUGACCAGCGAAUGGGAGAUGAAUGCAUGGAAGCUAUGUCACUCCUCCACCACACAACUGAUCAUGACACAGUGUUCAAGAAGAUGAAAGAAACUUUCCACUACCGUCAACAGAUUCUCCAUGACCCUCAGCGCUCAGCAAAUGUACUACAAAUGUUUCCGCGUUUCUUGGAUGUCAAAGGACUGGAAAAAUGGAACACCAGUUUAAAAGAAAAAGUCAUCCAGGAGGCCAGGAACCUUAAAGAGACUGCUCUGCUAAAACGGCAUUUGAAAGCUGCACUGAAGGAGGAUUCUGACACAACUGAUGAUCCAGAAUGGGACAGCGACAUGGCUUCUCUAUUUGUCCUGCUGCAUCUUCUUACUCCACAACCAGCUGGAAGAAAGCGGCCUAAGAAGAUCAGUGUUGAAGAGGCAACAACUCAUCUGGUCAAAUUUUAUAAGUCAUGCCAAAGCCUUGAUGAUCAUCUCCUGACCACUGAAGGAAACCCUCAGCCGUAUCUUCUUGCCUCAGGGACAUCAAAAGCACAGGUUUCCACCUUCUACAUUGUCAUGGACAGAAAAAUUCUGCCUUGUCAGUCAUGUACAUCCUUGGGUGCAUUUGACGAGCUGUUCAAAUCCCAUUUUGUUUUUGGUGUGAAAUAUGAUGAUGCUCUGUCCAGCCUGUACACAUUUGUGCAGACAACUGUGUACAAUAUCGAUAUAGGUACAACUGAGGAAACUCCAAAAGUCAAAGAGCUUAGAGCAAGGCUUCUGAACAAGCACUAA
Danio aesculapii is the source of this 1773-nucleotide messenger RNA. RefSeq lists its product as uncharacterized. The coding region runs from base 85 to 1773 and encodes 562 amino acids. NCBI's taxonomy places the organism in Eukaryota, Metazoa, Chordata, Actinopteri, Cypriniformes, Danionidae. The record is from RefSeq and is a predicted model, not a curated record. The transcript is spliced from 11 exons.